Caenorhabditis elegans is the source of this 1563-nucleotide messenger RNA. RefSeq names its product Endonuclease/exonuclease/phosphatase domain-containing protein (gene angl-1). Bases 1 to 1563 code for a protein of 520 amino acids. Gene Ontology annotation, molecular function: catalytic activity. The record is from RefSeq and is marked reviewed. NCBI's taxonomy places the organism in Eukaryota, Metazoa, Nematoda, Chromadorea, Rhabditida, Rhabditidae. The transcript is spliced from 8 exons.
AUGCCACGCCAGCCGCGGCCAAAAUCCAAACGACCUACGGACCAGCGGAGCACGCGUGGUGGUGCAGGUGGUAAUGGAAGAGUUUUCAAACGUGGCGCCGCUAGCGGCCGCGGCCACGGCCACAGAAGAUCAUCGCAAUACACGUGGAACAAAUUUUUGGCGGAUGAUGAUGCCGCGAAUCAGCAGCUUCCGGCUCCGAUGUACAGACCGCCACCGAAACCCAUCAAAACUAUUCGUCUCGGCGAUGAUGAAGCGACGCCCGGAUCAUCAUCAUCACCACCAUCCCUACAUGCACCAUCAUCCGUAGAUCAGCAGCAGCAGCAGCCGACAACGUCGUCGAAUUUUUGUGCUAGUUGGUUGGCAAAAAACCAACACCUGACACGGACGAAAAAAGUGGAAGAGGUCGUUUUGGAUGAAAGACCCACGGGCUCCCAGGACGACAGCAUUAUUGUUCUCGACGAUGACAUUUUCGAAAAAACGAGAAAAAAGAGCUCAGAGCCGAGGGAUCUGAAAAAAAAAGUUUUUGGCAGACAGGAGCCGGGCACGACCGUCGGCAGAAUCGAUUCCCAAGACGGCAUUGUAUUUGUUGGCGAAUAUCCUCGACGUGGCAGGACGAUGACACAGCUGGAAACGAAUAUGGCAGAAACAUUCUGGUCAAACGGUGCUUCUUCUUCUUCACCAUCCUCCACGGGGACUACACAACAAACGUUCAAAAAAAUCAACGACGGAUUCUCACGAGAUUGCAAGGAUUUCAAGCGUCUCGUGCGAUGCUGGAACCGAACAGAAGCCCAAUCGAGAUCAAAAAUUCCGAAAAUAUCAUCAAAAUUCACAAUUUGCUCGUACAAUGUGCUCUGUCAGAAGACAAUUGCUCGCACCGACUAUUUGUACCGACAUCUGCAGGGUUCUGCUCAAUUUUUAGAUUGGGAGCAUCGAUGGCGUGGGCUUCAGGUCGAGCUGCCCACGUUUGAUGCCGACAUUUUGGGCCUUCAAGAGGUUCAGGCCGACCAUUUUGUUGAGCAUUUUCAGCCGCUUAUGAAGAAAUACGGCUACGAAGGUGUCUACAAGCAAAAAUUCGGUACCCAGCAAAAAGACGACGGGUGCGCUUUGUUCUACCAUCCCGCGAAAUUCGAACUAGUCGCGAAUCAAGAAGUCAACUAUUUCAUAUCAGACACUGCGAUCUCGAAUCGCGAAAAUAUCGCUCAAAUCGUGGCUCUUCGGUGUCGAAUUACGAAGGAGCUGAUUCUAGUUGCCAAUACGCAUUUGCUGUUCAACGAGGAACGCGGUGACGUGAAGCUGGCUCAACUGGCGAUUCUGUUCGCAUCGAUUCAUAAAAUGCGCGAGGAUUUUGCGCCGAUGGUUCCGCCCGUAUUUGUGAUGGGCGAUUUUAACAUUGAGCCGAAUUCCAAGGUCUACGAUUUUAUCGUUGAUGGAAGAACAUUGAAAAAGUGCAACUACUCGAAACCUUCACCCUACCCACUCUCGACACCCUAUCCUCGGCAACUCCGUGGCCGAACAAGAACGUUCCCAGCGAUCAUCUUCCAAUUCUCGCGAAAUUCCGUCUAA